UGCAGACUCAACUCUCUCUCCACCGGCCAUCAUUUCGUCACAAAAGCGGUUCACCCACGUGUCCUCCCUCCAACCGCCUUAACGUCCCCUCGAGAGACGUUAGCCGCUUCUAUCAACGACGUAUUGCUGCUGGCUCCGCCAGCAUUUGACAAGACCCCGAUCCUGUGGGCCUACUCUCUCAAACAGACGCCGCAUAGUCUGUUUGAGCGGCAGCUAGUGCUCCGCGGACUCUGCCAUCUGGGCAAAGACAACAAAUCCACACCCCCGCUGUUCAACUGAGACACGCAUCGGCCCGUUGCCAAUCCUACAUCUAAAUCCACAAAGAUGUUCGCCGCCGCCGAAGUUCCCAGCAACUACACCUUCUCGCCGUCUUCGGCCACCCCUCAUCUGACUAUCAAUCAUGAUGUGGCCGCUGAUUUGGACUCCUCCAAUGCCUUUGAAGGCCCCGAGAAGCUGCUUGAGGUUUGGUUCGCCCCAAACGCCACGGCCCUGCCUCCCACGGCCCCUGCAAAUGGAUUGAAGUCUAUCCCCGCCGACACUUGGGUCGGAAUGCUCGACAUGGUCAACUGCAAGAUCCUCUCCGUCCUUGAGUCGGAGAACAUGGAUGCAUAUCUCCUGUCCGAGUCCAGCAUGUUCGUCUUCCCUCACAAGAUCAUCUUGAAGACGUGCGGAACCACGACUCUUCUCCUCGGACUCCAGCGUAUGCUCCACAUCGCCGCUGUCCAUGCUGGCUUCCCUUUCCACAACGCCAACUCUGUCAAUGACAUUCGCGCCGCGGCAACCCCGUAUCGCGUCUUCUACAGUCGCAAGAACUUCCUGUUCCCCCACAAGCAACAUGGACCCCAUCGUAGCUGGAAACAGGAGGUCAAAUAUCUUGACGAAAUGUUUGACGGAGGUAGUGCGUACAUGGUCGGCAAGAUGAACGGGGACCACUGGUACCUGUACCUUACGUCUCCCAACCAGCAGGCCCUCACCCCUCCCCGGACCCCAGAGUCCGAGGUUGAGGCGAUCGGAGCGCCUGCUCGGAUUCCCGUCGGAACGACCACCUUUGGCACUGGCCCCAACGGCCACCCCGACGAGACUCUGGAAAUCCUCAUGACGGACCUUGAUCCUGAGAACGCGAAGCAGUUCUACCUGUCGCACGCGAGUGCGGUCGCCAGCGACAGGCUUUCUGCUGAAGCUCAGGAUGCUCGAAAGAAGGCUAUUGACAGCCUCGGCGAGCUUGCUCACACCCUGGACGAAGUGGACGUCUUCAGCAACGGGGCCGACUUGGAAAUCGACGGCAACCACCUGGACUUGACCGAGGAGCUGACUACCGAGGGCCACGCCCUGGGAACCGUCGUUUCCGAGAGCUGCGGCCUUUCGGGCGUCUACCCCACCUCGGAGUAUCCUGAUGCUCGCGUUGACGCCUAUCUGUUCAGCCCCUGCGGGUUCUCCGCGAACGGUGUCAUUCCCCCUUCCCCCUCCACUCAGCCGGAGGGAGUCCAGCCCAAGUCUGAGCAUUACUUUACUGUUCAUGUGACCCCUGAGCCGGAGUGCUCGUUCGCUUCGUUCGAGACCAACGUCCCCGGCGGACAGAGUGGACGCACCACUGCCGAUAUCAUCGAGCAGGUUGUCAACAUCUUCCGCCCUGGUCGCUUCAGCGUCACCCUCUUCCAGGACAAGGGCCAGAAUGCCAACCCUUACGGCAUGGGUAACGACGACACCAAGACGUGGGCUGCCAACAGACUCGUCGACCCUGUCCGAGGAUACCGACGAAUUGAUCGCAUCGUCCACGACUUUGAGGACUAUGAUCUCGUCUUCCGCUUUUACGAGCGAGAGGGAUGGGCUGGCGGCAAGUCUGCCCGAGUUGGCGAGCCCUGCAUGUAAGCUGUGUGCUACUUUGUCGGGUUUGAGAAUCCAGAUUGCAAUUGGGAACUGUUUGCUUUCGAGUUUCUGCUGUCCUUACCUGUUAUUAUUAGCGCUGGGACAUUCUUUCGUUCGUUGUGAUGAGUCAACUUGUAGUUGAGGCGCCCUUUUGGGGUGUAAGUGCUGCUGGUUUCUCUGGGUCUAGCGCUCAGUGCGUUUGUGAUGGGAUCGUGCUUGGCAUCAUUAAUUUAUUCGCUCAUUUGAUGCCCACUACAAACUUGCCUGACUAGUUCGGCGACAUUGCAA
Ilyonectria robusta is the source of this 2154-nucleotide messenger RNA. Its product is annotated as S-adenosylmethionine decarboxylase. Bases 325 to 1869 code for a protein of 514 amino acids. The record is from RefSeq and is a predicted model, not a curated record. The transcript is spliced from 2 exons. Gene Ontology annotation, biological process: spermidine biosynthetic process; spermine biosynthetic process. Lineage: Eukaryota; Fungi; Ascomycota; Sordariomycetes; Hypocreales; Nectriaceae. Gene Ontology annotation, cellular component: cytosol. Gene Ontology annotation, molecular function: adenosylmethionine decarboxylase activity.